Echinops telfairi (small Madagascar hedgehog) is the source of this 813-nucleotide messenger RNA. Its product is annotated as sphingomyelin phosphodiesterase 2-like. NCBI's taxonomy places the organism in Eukaryota, Metazoa, Chordata, Mammalia, Afrosoricida, Tenrecidae. Bases 1 to 801 code for a protein of 266 amino acids. The transcript is spliced from 2 exons. The record is from RefSeq and is a predicted model, not a curated record.
AUGGACCGACACCACCCAUCAGUGGACUCAAACCCAACGAUUUGCGCAACUUUGGCAUUUUGCCUCAACUUGCACCCAAAAGAUCUGGGCUGCCGCCUCCUGAAGGAGUGGACAGGGCUGCAGGAUGCCUACCUGGAAACCCAAGACUUCCAGGGCUGUGAGGAAGGCUGCACAAUGGUGCCGCAUAACUGUUACGUCAACCAGCAGGAGCUGCAGCCAUUCCCCUUUGGCAUCCGAAUCGACUACGUGCUGUACAAGGCAGUUUCUGGGGUCUGCGUCUCCUGCAAGACGCUCAAAACCACUACAGGCCAUGACCCUCUCGGUGGCACCCCCCUCUCUGAUCAUGAGGCUCUCAUGGCAACCCUGUGUGUGAGACACAGCCCCCCACAGGACAGCCCCAGCCUGGCCCGUGAAACAGCAGAGAUGCCGCCAUUGGUCACAGUGCUAAAGGAGGCCUCCAUGGAGCUGGGCUUGGGUCUGGCUCAAGCUCACUGGUGGUUGGCCUUCGCCAGCUGUGUGGUUGGCGGGGGACUUCUGUUCCUGGUGUUGCUGUGUGCACUGGUGGCUGGUGGGGACAGCGGACAAGUGGCCUUGCUGCUUCUGGGCCUCAGUGUGGGCAUGGUGCUGGGGGCAGGCGCCGUCUACCUCUUCCACAUGCAAGAAGCCAAAGGCUUGUGGAAGACCCAAGCUGAGCUCCAGCAUGUGCUGGGCAGGGCUUGGGAUGCCCAGGACAUGGGCUCUAGGCCUCGACCAGCCCAGCUCCUGAGGCAGCAGCUGGACAACAGAGCUGUAGAACAAUAAAGCUUGAUGGUA